AUGGCGGCGAACUUACUCGAUCGCGAGCGAAUACCGAUAACUCGUGCCUGCACUGCAGUUUGCGUUUCUUUCUCCCAGGAAAUUUCAGCUCUUUCUAAAUUGCGACAGCAGAGAGAGGUUCUGGACACGCUUAUCAAAUUCAUUUUAUCACCCGAUCCAGUUGGUGGCUUGACGCUUCAGCAAAUUAAUCCUCGCUUGUCAUCAAGUCCUCCUUUGUGUUCUCUUUGGGAGAAAACAUGCCAGGGUUCGUUAUUAUUCACCACAGCUGGUCAACUUGUCAAUGGAUUUGAGGACACCUACAAGGAACAGAUAACGCAAAGUUACAACAGAGUGGUCGAUACAGUUUUUCCAGUGAUUGUGACGCGGGUUAUUCAUCAGGAUCCAAAUUUAACUGACGUUCAGUCAGAAGAGGAAGACAUUGUGACUGUGUUCCAGUUUGAACAUUACUUCAUGGAUUGUUGCAGGCGCAACUUGUCCAAGUAUAUCGACGAAGUCGCUUAUGAACUCGUGAUCAGUAAGCGUCUUCGUUCAACUGAGAAGGAUGCUGUUGUAGGGCAGCUGAAACAGUACACGGAGAUUCCUUUGUCAAAGACCUGUUUUUGUCCAGUGUUGUGCCUUCUACUCGAUAGCGAUUCCAUUGUGGCGCAGGCAGCAGAGGCGUAUUUGCUACAUUUGAAAAAGAACAUUGAAUUAAGAAACAAGGCCAUUGGUUUGAGUAUUGAAUCCCUUGAGGAGUCCGAGGAGAGACUACGUGAGGGAGCAUGCGUAGCUCUGACAGUUCUUCAGGCAAAAGACUCGGUACCCCAACUGUUGUACCUUAGCAGAUGCGAUGUACAGUCAGUCAAGUUUGCAGCACGAAAGGCACUGUCAUCUCUAGGAGAGGAAGGCGAAGAUGCGUUGAGAAAAUCUACGAUGUCGUCAAGUGAAAUAGCUGGCCUAAUGUUUUAAGCCUUUUGCCUUGGCUUCUUUACGUCCUGCCAUCUGCUAGUGGUGCUGAGAAAGAAAUAACGGGCGCUUUGCGUGGAAUGCGUCCAGGAAUUUUAAUUGGCACACGAAGCAAAAACAAAAAACUAUUCAGUAAAGAUGUAUCAAUAAUUGCUUAAUAUUGACAGGCUGUUAUAUCGCAGGAUCAGGCGUGGAGAGUUGUGUAACCGUGGUUACAGUGCAAACCGUGCAUGACCACUCACCAGCUGAUUUUGAAUGGCACCUGUCAAUUAAUAUGAACCUUUUGGCUGGCAUUAGAACUAUGAAUAGGCAUAUGUUCUUCCUACAAUCUGUAGAGUGCUACAGUCUACGUAAGAUUUCUCCGUGGAGAAUCACUAGAUGUAACUCCGUCUCGAGCAACAUGUCAGGGCAGAGGCGUAGCAUGUGUCGAAUGUCUCGAACCCCUCUCCCCACCCACCCCUUCCCCGUCUCUCCCCCGGUCGGUCUUCCACAACAGAAAUGUAACUUUUGGUCUGGAUGAUCAAAUGUGAAAAAUGAAAUUCUUUUCAGUAUAAAUUUACCGUUGUCUGUUCCUAAUCCGUGAAUUUGUUUUGCUUUAUUACCAGCAGAUACUACCAGUUGUAGACGUGAUUUACGUCUUGUACACGUGAUUUUUCUAUGCACAUCUGCAUAUCGCGCGUUGUGUUUGAAUUGCCUGAUGUAACGCAGUAAAACAGUUCUUUUCUACGUGCCACUUGACAGUUUUUUUUUAUGCAAUGAGACCACGGUUAAUUUAUACUAAAACAUUUAGACCACCCCCGUUUUCUACGAGCUGAUGGUAAUCUCGGCUGCGCCUUGUUGACUAUCAGCUCGUAGUCUUAUUGUUAAAUAGUUACGAAGCUUAACAGGAGGCAGAAGAAGGCAUUGGAGAUUUUUGUUUAUAAUUUGAAUGAGAAUAUAUAUGUUAAUAGAGAAGAGUUUAAAAUUACAGUAAAAUUGACAGAAUCUUGAA
Molecule: messenger RNA, 1936 nt
Organism: Orbicella faveolata
Lineage: Eukaryota; Metazoa; Cnidaria; Anthozoa; Scleractinia; Merulinidae
Product: rho family-interacting cell polarization regulator 2-like
Source: RefSeq, a predicted model, not a curated record